Molecule: messenger RNA, 1154 nt
Organism: Pecten maximus
Lineage: Eukaryota; Metazoa; Mollusca; Bivalvia; Pectinida; Pectinidae
Exons: 5
Coding region: 87-920 (277 amino acids)
Source: RefSeq, a predicted model, not a curated record
GCGACACGAAGAGGCUGAACUGCAGAGAACAAACAAAUUCUGAUUUCAUAUUAAUUUCAUCACCAACAUAAAUUGCUGGUACUUACAUGAUCGGGUGUUACGUAAAGAUUAUGGAUUAUUCACAACUUAAAGAGAUUGCAAAACUUUCGGUCACCAAAGAGAUUGCGACACGUUUCGUCAUCAACGCCAUACUGAAAGCAAUGGAAAACGUCCGGACAGAAAGAGAGGAAAUGACGGGCCAGCUGGACGAGGGUAUGGACGAUUUAGUUAAACCAACUACUGGACAGUCCAUCGCGGCUUUUCCUAGUAGACAAACAUCGACGACUGACCACAAGAUGGCAGAAAUGACGGUUCAACCGGGCGAUGAAGUGGACGAUAUACAUGAAGCAGGUAAAACCAUUGGUCAGUCCAUCACAGAUAUUUGCAGAGGAAAAACAUCACCGACUGACCACAAGAUGGCGGAAAUGUUGGGUCAGCAGGAUAAGUUUGUAGAUGAUUUUGAGGAGGUGAUUUUUGGACAAUCCCUCACGACAAUUUGUGACGGGCAUACGUCACCAGCUGACCACAAGAUUGAAAGCAGAGAGAUCCCGGAAAGAGAUACAGGAACCGGAAAUGACAAAAUAAUACAAAAGCCGAACGUCUACGCAACCGAUAAAGAUCACAAAAGCGAGGCUCCAUCAGUCGUUACUGAGGAUAAAGCUGUAGGCAAAGUGAGGCAAACCUUUUUUGAACGUCAUCUGAACAGACUCCUCGGGAGGAAAAAGAAAGACGCAAAGAAGGUGAAAACAGAACUUCACGAAAGCGUCCCCAGUGGAGGAAGUAGAAAUCUGUCAUCAAAAGUCCACAACAAAAGGGAUUGGAUCCUAAAACAUAUCCUCUGCUGUUUUAUCUGUAAUAGCAAAACCUCGGAAGAAUUGUGAGAAGAGUGCGAUACAUCUGGAAAAAAUGUACUUAAAAAAGGAACAGGACACAUCAUAACGUGUAUCAGAAAAUCUACGAGGAAACGUAAUGAAGACUUAUGUUCAAUUUAGAUAUUACAAUUAAAUGUUGAACAUGAUAUUACACAUAAAAAUAUAUUUUAUGUAACAAUUAGUUUUAACUAUUUAGGCAUAACAUGCAAAACUAAAUCCAAUUCCGCUCCUCUUGUGUUACAU